AUGCAGAGCUACACCUUCGCGCCGCCGACGCUGGCGCCGCGGGAGAACCAGCGCAAUUACGUCUUCGUGGACGAGCAUAACAGGCACAAGCGCCUCAAAGUGAUGAGAGCGUGCGAAGGCUGCCGCAGGCGCAAGAUCAAAUGCGACGCGGCGACGACGAACGCCUGGCCUUGCGCCGCCUGUAUCAGGCUGAAGCUCAACUGCGUGCCGCCGACGGUCAGCUAUGACAAGGACUACAACGCUAACACGCAGACCUUCGAGCUGGAGACGAAGCCCUUGGAGUACGCCCAACCCACGCCAAAUCCGCAGCAUGACUUCCAGCGCCAGCCCGUGAUGCCCGGACCGCAUGGCCUUGCCCAGCAGAUGCCGCCCUCGCUGCCCACGCCAGUCACCGGCUCCUAUGCCGACGGCAUGAGGAUGUACCAAACCGCGCCCUACAUGGAGCAGCAGCCGCAGGAACACAUCCAGUACGCGCCCAUGCCACAGCCUCAGGCGGUCCAGCAGAACAUGAACUAUCCCCCGCCUUCCAUGUACUCCGAGACCCCGGGCCCCCCACCCGCAAUGACCAUGACCCCGCCGGAAACCGAAGGCAGUUGGAAGCAUGAUCCGUCAUCAAGCUUAGCUGAAGCAUUAGGGGAACUGAAGAUUGACCACACGGCAAUCGCACCGUACAUUGCGAACCAAAGGAAGGCCCUUGCCGAGACGCCUGCGCAAGAAGAGUUCGAGGUCCAGCUGCCGCUGUCGACCAGCUUAGACCAUACGGUUCGAAUACCGCAGGAAAUGAUGCCGUCGGACGAGCAGGCACUGCACUAUUUUGACUACUUCUUUACCAACAUCCAUCCCUAUUGCCCGGUCAUCAACAAGGCCUACUUCUAUCAACAAUGGCAGAGCGCGCGAGAUUCAAUAUCGCCGCUAAUGCUUGAAGCAAUCUUUGCCUGUGCGACAAUGAUGUUGGGCGAUGAUGCCGAAGGAAACAAAUGGUUGGCCCUCGCGUCUAAGCAUGAGGAAAGCUUCAAAGAUGUUCCUCGCUUGAGUACGAUGCAAGCGAUGAUUUUACUCAUGAAGGCACGAGAAGCGUCUCCUAAGCGCGGCUAUUUCUGGCGCUCAUGGAUGACUGUUGUCAGCCUAGUCGCUAUGGCGAAGGAUCUCGAAAUGCAGGAUCAUCACGAAAACCACCAGAUGGGCAAAUCAUGCGGUUCGACAGCGCACGAUUGCAUUACGAAGACCAGAGUGUGGCACAUGCUGUUCGUUCUUGAGGUAAUGGUUGGAGGUCCUCAAGGACGCUUCGACUUCUCGGUCGAUCUGGACUCCGUCGACUUCGAGAUGCCACGGCCCGUUGCCGGACUAGAUGCCUCCGAGUUCCAGAUCUCGCGCCAAUUUACCCAAUACAUUCGCAUCGUGAAGAACAUCCAACAGACAACGCUCCUACAUGCAAAGCUGAAAAAGAAGACGAACGACUGGGCACUAGACCCCAGCUUUGUGGGCCAUAAUGCAGAUUACCCAGUUUGGCUACGGGAACUUCCAGAGGACAUGCAAAUUGUAUAUCCGGCUGACGGCUCAGCCCCGUGGAUCAACUCGCAUUACAUUGCGAACAUGCACUCCUACCACUAUUUGGGAGUUAUAAUGCACUUGCGCCCGCAGCUCCACGCCGUGUCGGACUCAUACGACGGUAUUUGGAAACAGCACAUGAUAUCCUGUUACUCGGCGGCAAAGAGCAUGUGCAAACUGCAAGAGGCUGUCUUGAAGACGUAUGGCCUGCCCGGGCUGCUAUGCAUGCUAAGGGGCAUCAGCUUUACGAUAUAUUCCGUCCUCACCUGCACCAUGCUUCACCUUGUUGCUAUUACCUGCCCAGACCCCGAACUUAACAACGAUGCGCGAGAAUUUUUUGUUCGGCACAUGCGCGUUCUGGAAACAUGUACUCCGGCAUGGCCAAUGCCCGAGAUGCACCAGCAAGUGAAUAACCUACGCCAGGCCUUCUCGGCAGACAUCACCAAACCUUUCGAACUAAAGCCGACAUUUCCAUUUGGUAGCCCGCAGGUACAUGCGCAGUCCAGUCCCACGAGCAACCCUGGUUCCUACCGGUCUCGUCUACCAAGCCAGCAUUCACCUCUGGAUCAACCAGGUCAGGUCAACUACCAUGCACAUCCCAUCACUCCACCAAUCUCGGCAUCCGAACACGACACCAAGGCUGACUCUCCCGUAGCUCAGUCUUUGGUCAUGAUGGCUUCUGGUCAACGUGCGCCUCAGCCCGCGGCGGGAAUGCAGAUGCAGGAACAUGUGCAAUGGAAUCCCCAGCGCAUCUUUGAUCAAUGGAAUGUAGCCUUCGGUACGCCUCCUCCUCCUCCCAGUACAGCAUCGCAAUCCUCUCCGCCGCUAAGACCGCCAACCGCAGGCAACAACUACGAGCUCCGGACACCACAAGAGACUAGCCAGCCCAGCUACCAGAUGCCGAGUGUGUCUCCCCAGUCCAGCAGUCUCCAGGGUGCCCAAUCGCAACUUCCCGCUUCAUCCAGCUAUACUGCACCGAACGCUUCGUACGUCACACCCACGAUGUGGCAAGAAGUAGUCGCCAGCUCGUUCCCGGACGGUUUGAAGCGGCGUUGGGACCACGGAAAUCCUUCCAUAGUCGACCAGUCCAUGUAUAAGCGGGCACGAUGA
Messenger RNA from Trematosphaeria pertusa, 2658 nucleotides. RefSeq lists its product as uncharacterized. Gene Ontology annotation, molecular function: DNA-binding transcription factor activity, RNA polymerase II-specific; zinc ion binding; DNA binding. Gene Ontology annotation, biological process: DNA-templated transcription; regulation of DNA-templated transcription. The transcript is spliced from 8 exons. Bases 1 to 2658 code for a protein of 885 amino acids. NCBI's taxonomy places the organism in Eukaryota, Fungi, Ascomycota, Dothideomycetes, Pleosporales, Trematosphaeriaceae. The record is from RefSeq and is a predicted model, not a curated record.